Pteropus alecto (black flying fox) is the source of this 1434-nucleotide messenger RNA. RefSeq names its product carboxypeptidase, vitellogenic like (gene CPVL). The record is from RefSeq and is a predicted model, not a curated record. The transcript has 12 exons. NCBI's taxonomy places the organism in Eukaryota, Metazoa, Chordata, Mammalia, Chiroptera, Pteropodidae. Gene Ontology annotation, molecular function: serine-type carboxypeptidase activity. Bases 1 to 1434 code for a protein of 477 amino acids. Gene Ontology annotation, biological process: proteolysis.
AUGAUUGGUGCCAUGUGGAAGGCAACUGUAUUGUUGGUCCUUUUGAUGCUCAGCUCCGGUGGUGAUGGGCUCUUUCGCACCCUCUACAAAAGUGUCCAGGCGUCCAGGCCACAUAAGGGAAACGUAGGACGGCCAUUAUUUCUUACUCCUUAUAUUAAAGCUGGGAAACUCAAAGAAGGGAAACGAUUGAGUUUGGUGGCUUCUUACCCAGGACUGAAGGUGAAGAGUUACGCUGGCUACCUCACUGUGAAUAAGACUUACAACAGCAACCUGUUCUUCUGGUUCUUCCCGGCACUGGUAGAUCCAUCGAACGCGCCGGUGGUUCUCUGGCUGCAGGGUGGGCCAGGAGGGUCAUCCAUGUUUGGACUCUUUGUGGAACACGGACCUUAUGUUGUCACACGUAACCUGACCUUGCAUGCUCGAGACUUUCCUUGGACCACGACGCUUUCCAUGCUUUACAUCGAUAAUCCAGUGGGCACGGGCUUCAGUUUUACUGAUGAUCCCCAGGGAUAUGCAGUCAAUGAGGAUGAUGUGGCUCGAGACUUGUUCAGUGCAUUAAUUCAGUUCUUCCAUUUGUUUCCCGAAUACAAAGAGAACGACUUUUAUGCCACUGGGGAGUCUUACGCAGGGAAGUAUGUGCCCGCCAUUGCACACUGUAUCCACACUCUCAACCCCCUGAUGUCAGAGAAGAUCAACCUGAAGGGAAUUGCUAUUGGAGAUGCCUAUUCUGAUCCCGAAUCACUCAUAAAGGGCUAUGCAGAAUUCCUAUACCAAAUUGGCUUGUUGGAUGAGAAGCAGAGAAAGUACUUCCAGAAGCAGUGCAACGAGUGUGUGAAAUACAUCAAGGAGAAGAAGUGGUUUGCAGCCUUUGAAGUAAUGGAUAAACUGCUGGAUGGUGACUUGACAAAUGACCUUUCUUACUUCCAGAAUGUUACAGGAUGUUCUAAUUACUAUAACAUUUUACAGUGCACGGAACCUAAGGACCAAAGUUACUAUGGGGAAUUUUUGUCCCUCUCAGAAGUGAGACAAGCCAUCCAUGUGGGAAACCGCACUUUUAACGAUGGAACCGAAGUUGAAAAAUACUUGCGACAAGACACAAUGACAUCAGUUAAGCCAUGGUUAGCUGAAAUCAUGAAUCAUUAUAAGGUUCUGAUCUACAACGGCCAACUGGACAUCAUCGUGGCAGCUCCCCUGACAGAGCGCUCCUUGAUGGCCAUGAAUUGGAAAGGGUCCCAGAAAUACAAGAAGGUGAAGAGAAAAGUAUGGAAGAUUUUUAAAUCUGAUGAUGAAGUGGCUGGUUAUGUGAGGCAGGUGGAUGACUUCCAUCAGGUCAUUGUUCGAGGUGGAGGACACAUUUUACCCUAUGACCAACCUCUGAGAUCUUUUGACAUGAUAAAUCGAUUCAUUUUUGAAAGAGGGUGGGACCCUUAUUGA